This is a messenger RNA of Staurois parvus, 174 nucleotides long. NCBI's taxonomy places the organism in Eukaryota, Metazoa, Chordata, Amphibia, Anura, Ranidae. The record is from the annotation of a GenBank genome assembly.
UGCCCCAUCGUUGGUGUCAGUGGGGGGAGGAAUAGUGCCCCAUCGUUGGUGUCAUUUGGGGGAAGAAUAGUGCCCCAUCGUUGGUGUCAGUGGGGGGAGGAAUCGUGCCUCAUCGUUGGUGUCAGUGGGGGGAGGAAUCGUGCCUCAUCGUUGGUGUCAGUGGGGGGAGGAAUA